GACACCAUGGAGGGGACGCGGCUGGAGGAGCGCGAGAGCCUGGUGGGGGCUGUGCAUGGAGUGUCCGGGCCCGGUACGGGGCACUGGGGACACUGGGGACACUGGGACACAGCGGCCGCAGCGGGGGUGCAGGUGGGGGACCCGGUGCUGCGCACGGGGAAGCCGCUCUCGGUGGAGCUGGGCCCGGGCAUCCUGGGCUCCAUCUUCGACGGCAUCCAGCGCCCGCUGCGCGACAUCGCCGAGGCCACGCGCAGCAUCUACAUCCCGCGGGGCACCAACGUCCCCGCGCUGCCGCGACACCUCAGCUGGGACUUCGCCCCCAGCAAGAGCAUCCGGGUCGGGAGCCACGUGACGGGCGGGGACAUUUACGGGACGGUGGCGGAGAACUCGCUGCUGCAGCACCGGCUGAUGGUCCCGCCCCGCAGCCGCGGCACCGUCACCUACAUCGCGCCCCCCGGGCACUACGGCGCGGCGCAGGGAGAGAUGGAUUUGGGGACAGCGAUGGGGACAGGCACAGGGUGGCGCCGGGGUCCCGCCACCCCCGUGCCGUGUCCCCGUGUCCCCAGGUGUGUCCCGGGUGGCACCACGGCCAUCCCGGGCGCGUUCGGCUGCGGGAAGACGGUGAUUUCCCAGUCGCUGUCCAAGUACUCCAACAGCGACGUCAUCGUCUACGUGGGCUGCGGCGAGCGCGGCAACGAGAUGUCCGAGGUGCUGCGGGACUUCCCCGAGCUGACCAUGGAGGUCGGUGGCCGCUCCGAGUCCAUCAUGAAGCGCACGACGCUCGUGGCCAACACGUCCAACAUGCCGGUGGCCGCCCGGGAGGCCUCCAUCUACACCGGGAUCACGCUCUCCGAGUAUUUUCGGGACAUGGGCUUGCACAGCUGCCUCCUGGCCGACUCCACGUCCCGCUGGGCGGAGGCGCUGCGCGAGAUCUCGGGGCGCCUGGCAGAGAUGCCCGCGGGUGAGACCCCAAAAUUCUGGGGUUUGGGGGGGGCCGUGGGGUCCCGGAGGGUGACAGGGGGUGACAGGGGGGGAUAUGGGGUCUGGGAUGUGGAUUUGGGGUCUGGGACCCUGCAGGAGGAGGAGUUUGCCAAGGUCGUGCAGCUCGUGGGGAAGGCGUCGCUGGCCGAGGGUGACAAGGUGACGCUGGAAGUGGCCAAACUGCUCAAGGACGAUUUCCUGCAGCAGAACGGAUACUCGGCCUAUGACCGGUACCGGGACCCCGGGACCCCCACCCGGGGGGGGGGGGGGGGGGGCCCUGCCUGUGAGCGGUACCGGGACCCCGGGACCCCCGGGACCCCCGACCCUGACCCAAAUCCCGACCCUAACCCUGCCUGUGACCGGUACCGGGACCCCCAAACCUGA
Messenger RNA from Ficedula albicollis (Collared flycatcher), 1365 nucleotides. RefSeq names its product V-type proton ATPase catalytic subunit A-like. Bases 7 to 1365 code for a protein of 452 amino acids. Lineage: Eukaryota; Metazoa; Chordata; Aves; Passeriformes; Muscicapidae. Gene Ontology annotation, molecular function: proton-transporting ATPase activity, rotational mechanism; ATP binding. The transcript is spliced from 9 exons. Gene Ontology annotation, biological process: ATP metabolic process; proton transmembrane transport. The record is from RefSeq and is a predicted model, not a curated record. Gene Ontology annotation, cellular component: lysosomal membrane.